AUGGAAGGCGAAUUUGCAAAUGCUUCCGAAAUUGGCUCAAAUCUGCCAAAUUUGACAGACCUGAAGAAUUAUCUGCGUGAAGAGAAGCCGCUUUAUUUCCAAGUAUUGGAACAAUAUUUGCGAAAUGCGGCAAAUAUCAUAAACAAUUUAACAGCGAAAUUUGAAAUGCUCCAUGAGCUCCUGGAGCGCGAGCAAGAAAUGGAGCGACAGCGUAAAAAUGAAGAGCGGCUCGCGCUCGAACUCAUCGAGCAACAACAAGAAGGUAAAGACCAAGAAAUGAUGGAGCCAGUACCGGCACUGGAGGAAGAGGAGCUGGCAGAGUGGCGACAGGUACCACACGAGCCAUCCCUUAAUGGGGGAAGUGUCGAUGUGGUACCAAAAGCGCAGGGAGCGGUCACGGAAUGUAGAGAAGUGGAAGAAAUGCGUGAAAUGGCAUUCCAGAACCGUGCGAAUCCCAAUUCUAAUGCGACAAGGCCGCGAGGUGGAACCAGCGAGUCCGGAGGCCUUCCAUAUGCCGGUAGUGGAAGGUUUGCCGGCACAAUAUCAAGAGCUGCUGGUUGUGCCAGAAAUCGAUCCGUACACAGUGAUUAG
Molecule: messenger RNA, 591 nt
Organism: Loa loa (African eye worm)
Lineage: Eukaryota; Metazoa; Nematoda; Chromadorea; Rhabditida; Onchocercidae
Exons: 3
Coding region: 1-591 (196 amino acids)
Source: RefSeq, a predicted model, not a curated record